GCGGCGGGCCUCGGGACGGUUCGCGGCCCGGCCCCGCGCCGGGGAGCGAUGGCGGCAGUGGCUGCGGCAGCAGGCUGCCUCCUGGAGCGGGGCCGUCGGAGACUGCAUGGAGACCCCGCAGAGAAGACUUCCUCCAGGUGAGCGGGGGUCGGUGGCCGCCGGCUCCCGGUGACUUGGAGCUUUCCCUGCGGCGACCGCACGCGCCGAGAUGGGGAAUCCAGGUCUGCCGCUGCCCGCAGAGUGAGCGGCAGGCAACGGACUGAGGGCUGCCCCGCAAAAGAUGGACCCCUGUGAAGAUCUGGAAAGGUCCAGCCAUAAGUCUCUGGACUCCAGGGAGACCGGGCCUCCGGAACUUGAAGGACCACGGGCCUGCGACCCUGAGGCCCUGGGGAAAGGACACGAGGAGAUGUGGAGCCAGAAGUACCACCUGCAGAGCCCACGCGCGGAGAGCAGCAACAGUGAAUGGCAAAAUCGAAACAGAGUUUCCGAAGAGCUUAUGAUGGUUGUCCAAGAAAUGAAAAAAUAUUUCCCAUCAGAGAGACCCAAUAAGCCGAGCACUCUAGAUGCCCUCAACUAUGCCCUUCGUUGUGUACACAGUUUCUUAGCAAACAGUGAGUUUUUCCAGAUUCUCCGUCCAGAUGGAGCACCUCGAGCAAAUGUGACCACGUACAGUCUUGAGGAACUGAGCACGGUUGCUUCAGAACACGCUUCCGAAAACACAGAUACCUUUGUGGCAGUGUUUUCAUUUCUGUCUGGAAGGUUAGUGCACGUUUCUGAACAGGCCGCUUCGAUCCUGAACUGUAAGAAGGAUUUCUUGGAGUCCUCGCACUUUGUUGAACUGCUCGCCCCUCAAGAUGUGAGGGUGUUCUGUGCACACACUGUCCACGCUCAGCUUCCCUUCUGGAACAGCUGGACCCAAAGAGCAGCAUCUCAGUACGAAUUCGCUCUGGUGAAAUCCUUUUUCUGCAGGAUCCGUGGAGGCGAAGUCAGAGAGCAAGAGAAGCGUUACUACCCAUUCCGGAUUAUUCCCUAUUUGAUGCGCAUACAUGUCUCUACCCAGAGGGAACCUGAGUCGUGCUGUCUCACCCUGGUGGAGAAAGUUCGCUCUGGUUAUGAAGCUCCUCGAAUCCCGAUGGAUAAAAGAAUUUUUACCACAACACACACCCCAGGGUGUGUUUUUCUUGAAAUAGACGAAAGAGCGGUGUCUCUGCCGGGUUACCUACCUCAGGAUCUGCUGGGGACAUCCAUCUUGGCGUACAUGCACCCCGAAGACCGUUCUCUCAUGGUUGCCAUACACCAAAAAGUCUUGAAGUAUGCAGGCCACCCUCCCUUUGAACACUCACCCAUUCGAUUCCGUACCCAAAAUGGAGAUUACGUCAUAUUGGACUCCAGCUGGUCCAGCUUCGUGAACCCGUGGAGCCAGAAGGUUUCUUUCAUCAUCGGUCGGCAUAAAGUUCGAACGAGUCCGCUGAAUGAGGAUGUUUUCGCGACCCAAAUAAAAAAGACGAACCAUAAUGACAAAGAUGUAACAGAAUUGCAAGAACAAAUUCACAAACUUCUCUUACAGCCGGUUCACAAGAGCGCCUCCGACAGCUGUGGGAGCCCGGGGGGCAGCACCUCGCAGGAACAGCGCGUCAGAGGCGCGUCGUCUGGUGAGGCCGGCGGACCCCGCGCCGCGCACGCGCACCGGGAGCCGCUGACUUUGCAGCAGGUCUCCGCCAGUCUAAACAAAAUUAAGAAUCUCGGUCAGCAGCUUUACAUUGAGUCAACGGCCAAGUCACCAGAUAAGCAAGUGACGGCGAUGCGCACAGGACGGCUUGGCGGCGGGGAGUGUAUUAAGGUCUCUUCUGCCUUCCAGACGUUGAAAGACGAUAGCAUGCAUGUGGAGUCUAGUGAAGAUUGGAGAAAAGACCAGCAUAGCCCAUCUUAUCAGCAAAUAAACUGCAUUGACAGUGUUAUCAGAUACCUGAGGAGCUGCGACGUUCCGGCUUUGAAAAGGAAGAGCGCGUCCUCUUCAUCCUCGUUAGACAGACAGGACCACAAGGCAAGUGAUGCCCAGACCUUGCACGGUAACGCGAGUGCCCUCCUGGCCAGCCAGAGGAUGGCUGCGCCUCAGACCCCAGCCACAGCUCACUUGAAGAUGUCUACUGCCAGGCGGUCCGCAGACGCUGCAGGACGUGCCCCCCGGAGCCUGUCCCCGGCGGCGCUGAGCCUGGGCUCUGGCACGAGCCAGUGUAGCUACGGCAGCACCGUUGUCCACGCCCCGCCGCCAGAGUCAGCGACUCUGGCAGAGGAUGCUGUCCCAGCGUGUGAGCCCUGGACCCCGUGCUCACACCCAGGUCCGCGGACCUCAGAAGAAUUUCAACAUGUAGGGCUCACAAAAGCCAUGCUGUCAGCCCACGCACAGAACGAGGAACAGAAUUAUGUUGAUAAAUUCCGAGAAAAGAUCCUGUCAUCGCCCUACAGAGCCUGUCUUCCGCAAGAAAGCAGAAGCAAAGCUAAACAUUUGUACGUUCAAGGUAGCUCCGCUUCCAAGCAGAGCAGCGCGGCCGGCGGCAAGAAGGGGAAGCACAAGGGGAAGAAGCUGCCACAGCUGCCGGGCAGCAGUGGCACUAAGGACGCCUUCUGUCCCCACUUGCGAGGGGACGAGGGGACGUCCAGGACACACAGCCCUGGGGCCCCUCCCCCGCCUCCUCUCCGUGGGCCUCCGUCUUUUCCUGCCCCCCCUCCUCUCUACUUAGAUACUUUGAUGACCAUUUUCCUGCACGAACCCCCUGUCUGUCCCCUUUUGUCACCAUCCUUCCCCCCAUAUCCGUUCUUGGGAGCACCAGACUCUUCCGAAAUUCCACCCUCAGCAUCGGCAGUGGCUGCCAGGCUGGAACCCCUGUGGUCGGUCCUCAGCCGAAGGCGAGCUGAGUGGAAAUGGGAGACGCCGCGUGAAGAGCACGCACUCACUACCUCGAGGAGCAGCUCACCACUGUGGCUCAACUUACUGCAGGAAGACACGCUCAGAUCCCGCGAAUCUUCAGAUCAGAUGAGAAGGGGUAUUUGCCCAGAAGCCGAGGAUCGUGUUGUAGGCAACAGCGGGAAUAAGAACAGUUACACGGCAUUACUUCACGAGGAGUCUCCUUCCAAAACAGGUUCUGCAGCAUCGGGAAGCAGUGACCACAGCAUAUACUCCACUAGUGGUGAUUAUUCUUCUGAAAUCACCUCAGAGGGACAGCAGUCUCAGGAUGUACAGAAGAAAGAAACAUUUCCCGGUUUUGCUGAAGAGUCCAUGUGGAGAAUGAUAAAACAGACACCUGAGUGCAUUCUAAUGACAUAUCAGGUACCUGAGAGGGUGAAAGAGACCGUGCUGAAAGGGGACCUGGAGAGGCUGGUGGGCAUGCGGCCGCAGCAACCCCAGUUUUCACGCACGCAGAGGGAGGAGCUGGCCAAGGUGCAUUCUUGGAUUCAGAGUCAGGCUGUCCCUCGAGAUAGACAUCCAGGGCUGUGUCACCUGCGAAAGCAAAGAUUCCCUUGGUGA
Molecule: messenger RNA, 3526 nt
Organism: Puma concolor (puma)
Lineage: Eukaryota; Metazoa; Chordata; Mammalia; Carnivora; Felidae
Source: RefSeq, a predicted model, not a curated record